This is a messenger RNA of Phyllopteryx taeniolatus (common seadragon), 998 nucleotides long. RefSeq names its product phosducin-like 3 (gene pdcl3). The record is from RefSeq and is a predicted model, not a curated record. Gene Ontology annotation, cellular component: cytoplasm. NCBI's taxonomy places the organism in Eukaryota, Metazoa, Chordata, Actinopteri, Syngnathiformes, Syngnathidae. Gene Ontology annotation, biological process: protein folding; positive regulation of gene expression; angiogenesis. Bases 154 to 870 code for a protein of 238 amino acids. The transcript has 6 exons.
AUAUGUGAAGAAACACAUUGUUUUAAGUAAACACGUUGUGCAGUAUGGCAACGUGAAAAUGUUCAAGGAAAGCGCGUAUUUUGUUUCUGACCGGACUUUUUUUGUGUUUCCGGUCUUGCCAAGCGGCGUGGUGAAGAAAUCGAGUGGGACAAAAUGCAGGACCCCAAUGAGGACACAGAGUGGAACGACAUCCUGAGGAAGAAAGGGAUUCUACCCCCGAAAGAGGUCCCUAAAGACGAUGAGGAGGAGGAAGAGUUGGCUCGCCAGCAGCAGUCUGUCGUGAAAACGUAUGAAAACAUGACGCUGGAGGAGCUGGAGGAGAACGAAGACGAGUUUGAAGAAGAGGACGAGGCUGCCAUUGAGAUGUACAGACAGAAGCGUUUGGCUGAGUGGAAGACGACACAGAAGAAGAAUGUGUUCGGGGAAAUGAUGGAGAUCUCCGGUCAGGAUUACAUCAACGAGGUCAACAAGGCGGGAGAUGGCAUCUGGGUGGUGCUGCACCUCUACAAGCAAGGCAUCCCUCUGUGCGCCCUGAUCAACCAGCACCUGAGCGCACUGGCCCGCAAGUUCCCUCAGACCAAGUUCCUCAAGUCCGUCUCCAGCACCUGCAUCGCCAACUACCCCGACAGAAACCUGCCCACUGUCUUCGUCUACUGCGACACCAACAUGAAGGCGCAGUUCAUCGGGCCGCUCGUCUUUGGCGGCAUGAACCUGACUCUAGAAGAGUUGGAGUGGAGGCUGUCCGAGUCGGGCGCGGUCAAGACGGAUCUGGAGGAGAACCCCCACAAGCCAAUCUACAACCAGAUGAUGUCGUCCAUCAGGUGCUCGGUCCCAAUGCGCAACCACAGGGAUGACUCAGAUGAAGAUUAAGACCUCCCCCACCCUUCUUUUUUCAAACAACACAUUUUAGACCUUAUUAUUUAAAUCCACUGCCAAAACCUCUGUCGUGUAAACAAUCAUGUACUCACACAAAUUGACAUUAAACUCAUUUUUAUCAA